AACUCUUGAUCAGAGCUUUAUUCCGAUUAAGCUUCGUUGUCUAUUCUCAUUAGUACAUUGCGAUGAGUUCCAUCGGAAAAUCCACGUUUGCAAGUGAUUCCAACUCGGAGAAACCAAAAGGCGUUGAGGCUGACUCCUUACCCGGACCGAUCAAGCCCAUCGGUGCACCCUAUGUCUCUUCCGGCCUCACGAUCGGCGAUCCCCACUCGAAGACAGCCAAAGGCCAGACGUCGGUCUCCUCCGGUCUGACUAAACCCAUCGGCAAGAACCUCAAUGGUACGAUCAUUCACACCACGAAGACCGGUGUCUCUUCAGGCGUCAGAGGCAAAGCUGCUGUCUCCUCUGGCGUCAAGGGAAAAGCCAUUGUCUCCGAUGUUGGGGAAGUGAUGGCUUUCAAAGAUGUGAAAUUCGGACCUAAUCAAGGCGAGUUGAGGUUUCGGUUGAUCCAUUUUUGGGAAGCUAGAAAUGUUCUGACGAAGGUGAUUAUUGGUCUCGAGAUGCUUCUCAUCGACCAAGAGGAAACUGUUAUCCAGGGCUUCAUUCCAGCUGGGAGGAUAGAGACUUAUUUGCCACACAUGGAAGCUGGUGGCAUUUACAGGCUCAACAGUUUUUACGGGUCUAAGAACAAGACUUUGUAUCGGGUAGCCGACCCAAGUGUCACCAUCACCUUCUCAUCGACUUCUGUCCUCUCUGAUCUAGAGGACAGUUUGGUUUGUAUCCCUGAGGACCGUUUCCGGUUCCGUGGAUAUGAGGAGUUCGAUGCUGCUUGCGACUUGAAAGGGGAUCUUUAUGAUUAUGUUGGCCACAUCAAACUUGUGAAUGGGCAGGUUCUUAGUGACAGUAUCGUGAUAGAUGAUGCUGAGAUAGCUUCAUCCCGCCGAGUUCUGCUUCAUGUUCAAACUCAUGAUGGUCCGGUGAUGAAGUUGUACCUAUGGGAUAAGGCUGCUUUUGACUUUAGUGGAAAAAUUAAAGCAUCUGGAGGAACUGCACGUGUUAUUUUGGUCACCACCUUAAACCCGAAACGAUUUGGAGGUGCCCUAACUCUCUCCACUAUGACAUCAUCACGUGUAUUUUUGGACAGUGAUGUCCAAGCAACCCGUGAUUAUCUCACUUGGUUGAACUCGAACUUAGCUGUUGCUAACAGAGUUGAUGCAGACGUUGUCACUAAGACUGAGACAGUGACUAUAGGCGAGCUCUUUUCCUUUAUGAAGCAAGAAGCUGCCAAGGUUGCUUGGUUCGAGUGCAUAGCAACCAUUGGUGAUGUUGCGCAUGGUUCAGCAUGGUAUUACAUAGGCUGUGGUGUGUGCCAUACUAAGGCAACCAAAGGGCCUACCACCCUUAUGUGUAAAAAAUGUGGGAAAAGCGAUAUUGUUGGUGUUGCACAGUACUUAGCCAGGAUCUCUGUCUACGAUAAUGAUGAUCAUGCGUCUUUUGUUCUCCUUGGUGAUGCUGGUCAUGAGUUGACUGGAAAGAAAGCUUCUGAAUUGGUUGAGAGUUAUUUCGAGGCCAAUGAGGAUGUAGGAGAUGAUCAUUUGGUCCCGGUGCCUCAAGCUCUGAUCGAUUCCAUAGGACAGACUCACAAAUUCAUUGUGAAGGUAUCAAAUCACAAUUUGACCGGCAAGACCCAGUCUUUGACUGUGACAAAGGUGCUCACUCCAGAAGUUCUAGAACUUGAAGGCAAUUUAGUAGGAAAUGUGAUUUUACCAGAUGCCCAUGAACCUUUGCAGAAGGGAGUUGCUGAGGAUGGUCCUUCCACACGUUUUGAAGAAUCUGAUGGUCAGGGGGUGAAAAGAACUGCUGAUAAUGUUGAGGCAGAAGAUCCCAAGCGAGCCAAAUGUGGCUAAGGUGUGUUAAGUGGUGGUUUUAUGGUUACUGAAACUCUAUGCUUUGUUUUUUUUUUUCCAAUUUCAGACUUUAUCUUUGCAUCAUUGACUAUCUUUCUUAUGAUCUGUGUUGGCUAUACUAUGUACAAUGAUCUCUUUUUUUGAGUUCAAUGUUUGAUCAUUUUAGUUUCAUUAGAGCUGAUGCUUUACGAGUUUUAGAUGAGAUUUGUGGCUUUUGUCUUUUCCAAGCCAAAGGAUGUCUAAGCCGCGGUAGGAUAUGGUAUAGUGUGUUGCUCAUAGCUUAUAGGGUUGAGCCAUAUAGUCAUCUUGCGAUCUAGCUUCUGAACUAUAGAAUAGCGACAUUACAAGUAGAGACUCGGAAAAUUAGAGUUUAAAAAUAAAAAGUCAUUCUUGCGAUCUAAGGGAUUCAUAGUGGAAACUUGCUUCUUCAGUUCACUUUGUACUUUUGUUUAAUAGUAUAUCACAUGAGUUCAAUGUUUUUGACUCUAUGACAAAUAAGAUACAAAAAAGAGUGUGUAUAUGUAUCAGAACUUGGGAAAUCAUUCAAAACUAUUAUGUAUUUAUAAAGGUGAAAAUGAGAAGGCUAACUCCCAAGCAGAUGACCAGAUCCAAUAUUUGUAUAAGCUGUUGAGGAAAUUGAGUUAUAUACAUUAUAAAGAUCAAUCAAACCCAAUUAAGUUAGGAACAGAAAAAGGAAAUUAAAAAAUAAGGAAAAAUGAAAAAAGAUAUUGCAGUGAAAUCUAUUUUGAUCUCAAAUAUUAAAAUUAAAAAUACAAUUUUCUUACUAUCAUAUUAAAAAUUAAUAUUAUAGGAAAAAAAUCCGGGCGUAGCCCGGAAAACCCCCUAGUAUUUUAUUAAUGUCUGAAAACUCUAACACAUGGAUUAUUUUGAAACGAAUAAAGAAUUUUAUUAUUAGUUUCCCAAUUUGUGAUAUAUAUAUAUGCCGGCCUAACUAGAAGCUACUCAUUGUAACAAGGACAGAGAAAUACACAUGAAAGCGGCAAACAAAGCGGAGACUGCGAACAAACCCUUCCUUCUCUCUACGCUGGCGUUGGUGGCCUCUGCACCUUCGCCGGUGGCUCCCCUCUAACCCUUUCCUCUUUUAUAUUUGCUCCUCCUUCAACCCUUCGUCCUAUAGCCAUUUUGUCGAAACCCUAGAGCGCCGUCGGAGUUUAGGGCCUUCGAUCUGGAGAUCCAGUGACAGAUCGGAAGGAUGGUGGUCGUCUCCGGUGUCUAGACGUGGUUGUGGUGUCAAGGGAAGAGGUGGAGUCGGUUUUUCGAGUUGUUGGAUCUGGCGGACAAUUUUCAGAUCUGUUUCCGUUCCGCCGGUGGAUGGUCAUUGAAGUGAGUCUCCUGUCGCGGUUCUGGUCUCUGGCUCCGUGGCGAUGUGAGGAAGUCGUUGUCUUUGUUCUUCGGUAGCCUUAAUAUCUCGGCUUCGGAGUCGUUUUUCAACUCUUCUCAAGAUGAGUCUCGAUGGCUUCGGUCUUCAGGACAGUGGGUGUCUCAAGCAUGUCUUGUCGUAGUGGCGGGUGUAUCAAGCCCGUGUUUUGCAUCUCUGGUCAAUAAUUAGAGUGUUGAAAGGACUCUUGUAUCUUUGUGUUUGUGAGUCUUAAUCGGUAUGGAAAAGGUAGUAAGCGUUUUGAUAGUUGUGACUUAGCAGUCUCUCUUUUAGGGGUAAUGUGUCCAUUGGUUGCUUGGCAUUUGGUUCUUCUCCCGUGAGUGUUCAUGGAGACGUUCGGUUGGCAAGGCUUCAUCGUCUUGGUGUUUGGGUGGGCUUCUUUCUGAGAUCGUAAAGUGUUUAUGUAUCCAAGGCGUGUGGAUCGAUUAGCGUGUUCUCCUUGUCGAGUUUUGAAGUCUCUGGGUCUUGAUCUUAUCGUUUGGUGGGCGAGGCAGCAGCGAUAAGUGUGGUUUGGAUGCAGAAGUGGAAGGUACCGGGUGGCGGGCUAUAAGCAGCAACGGUAACUCCUGAUCAUUGGCAUUUUCUCUUUUCGAAAGACUGCUAGGUGUUAUGAUGUGUUACGCAUAUAUGUUAAAUGUUCCUGGUUCUACUGUCAAUCUAGUUUUAUGUUUUUUGGUAAGUCAUCCCUGUGUGGGUUCGAGUCGCCCCAAUAUGGAUUCUAGUUGUCGUUUUCUAUGGGCUCUUGGUUCUGAGGUUAUUUAGUUUGGCCGCCGGCUUUUGUAUGAAUACUGGUAUUUUGUGAAUGAAUGAAUUUCAAUUUGGGAAGAAAAAAACUAGAAGCUACUCAAAAUAUGUGUUUGGGGCUAAAAUUGUUUUAAUAAUUUAAGGGGUAAAUAGUUAGUAAAAAUGCCUAUGACUCUAUUGGUAAUUGUCUUUGUGUGCAUAAUGAAGAUCACAAAUUCAAAUCCGUUUUUGAAUUUUUUUUCAAAAGCUAAUAUUAAUGAGCCAAUACAUUUGAUAUCUUUGAGGGUCUAAAAUAUUAAGGUCUGGCCCUGUAUAUAUAUUAUUAUAAAAUAAUUUCAACUAUUCGAAUAUAUUUAGCAUAUAAAUUAUGUGGAUCGAAAUAUAAAUACAAAUAUAAUAUUUUAGUAAUUUAUAGUUCAAACUUCAAAGUUCUUAACAUUUUCUUUAUCUGACAUUGCAUCUAGCUGUUUAAAUAAAUAUAUUGUUGAUGUAUGUAUUAAUUAACUCAUCUACAAAAAAAAAUUAACUCAUCUACUGAUGAUUAUUAAAUUAAGUUUAUUUUACAUCUUCAGGAAAAAAAAAUUCUAUUUACACUUGCUACGAAAUUUCAAUGAUUGCGAAGCUGAGUAGGUGUAACGCUACUGAAAGCAAGUCCUGCGCGUUUCGUGGCUGCGCGGUUACUCGCUCAACGCUAUGAUAUUCCCUUCCACUCGUGCGCUAACUUGAACCACACGGUGCCGUGUCCGAAUUAUCCAGAACUGGGUCAUUGGUGAUUACUUGGCGGCGUUUGUUAACGGCCAACAAUUCGUUGCUUUCGGAGAAGAAAAAGGGAAAAAAUCAAAUGUGGCUUAAAAAGUCAUCUUCUAAAUUGUUAAAACUGCAUAUUAAUGUUGAUUCUAAAGGAAACAAACUGUGUGUAUGAUUAUUAUUAACGCGCUAUACAAACUACUCCCUCCGUUUUUUAAUAUAAGUCGUUUUAGAGAAAUUUUUUUGUUCCAAAUUAUAUGUCGUUUUCGGUUUUCUAUGUAAAAUUUAUUAAUAAUUAAUGCUGUCUAACCAAUGAUAAUAUAUCUUCUAUUUUUCUAUUGGUUGAAAUGUGAUUAGGUAAAUAAUUAAUGAUGUUUUUAUUUAGAAAAUAUAAAAAAUUAAUGAUUUUCUUAAUCUAUGUGCAUAGCUGUAAAACGACUUAUAUUAAAAAACGGAGGGAGUAUUAAGUUAGUACGGCAUGAAGUUGUAAUGAAGUUAAUCUUUCAAUCAUAUAACAAAAUAACUCAAUAAAUUAAAAAUAUCAAGUAAGUUAUUAAAAGUAAAAUAUUGAGGAACUUCUUGAAAUAUAACAGAACUUCUUUGAUAUUUCUCUGGGUUUGGUUGAGUGAUUCCAAAGAAAAUUUAAAAUUUAUUGAGUUAUUUAGUUAUAUUUUCUUGACAAAAAAAAUUUAUCCGUGAAGUUGUCGCAAAAGCAAGAUUUUAUUAAUUGAGACACGAUUAUUAGUGAGCAAGACAUGCCUUGAGGGGUACAUAUAACAAAAAGGGUUACUGAAAAUGAUUGAUUCCAUCAAACCAUCAUAGAGUUAGGAACCUUCGAUGGUUGAGGCAAAAUUUUCUUUUGUGAUUUUGAUCAUAUAGUUGUUAAAUCUUACAAAACUAAAAUUAGAGAAUGAU
Molecule: messenger RNA, 5649 nt
Organism: Brassica rapa (field mustard)
Lineage: Eukaryota; Viridiplantae; Streptophyta; Magnoliopsida; Brassicales; Brassicaceae
Source: RefSeq, a predicted model, not a curated record